Messenger RNA from Mugil cephalus (flathead mullet), 2366 nucleotides. RefSeq names its product tripartite motif-containing protein 16-like. NCBI's taxonomy places the organism in Eukaryota, Metazoa, Chordata, Actinopteri, Mugiliformes, Mugilidae. The record is from RefSeq and is a predicted model, not a curated record. The coding region runs from base 53 to 1711 and encodes 552 amino acids. Gene Ontology annotation, molecular function: protein binding; zinc ion binding. The transcript is spliced from 2 exons.
UGUAAAGUCUGUAAAGAACACAAGCUUCCAUUCACUGACACUGUGAGCAGAGAUGGCUCAAAAAGGAACUGAGCUGGAUCGAGAAACCUUUUCUUGUUCCAUCUGUCUGGAUCUACUGAAGGAUCCGGUGACUAUUCCCUGUGGACACAGCUACUGCAUGAACUGUAUUAAAACACACUUUGAUGAAGAGGAAAAGAAGAAAACCCACAGCUGUCCUGAGUGCAGACAACUCUUCCCAUCGAGGCCUGUCCUGGUGAAAAGCACCAUGUUAGCAGCUUUAGUGGAGCAGCUUAAGAAGACUGGACUCCAAGCUGCUCCUGCUGAUCACUGCUAUGCUGGACCUGAAGAUGUGGCCUGUGAUGUCUGCACUGGAAGAAAACUGAAAGCCUUCAAGUCCUGUUUAUUCUGUCUGGCAUCUUACUGUGAGAAACACCUUCAGCCUCAUUAUGAUGCAGCUCCUUUAAAGAAACACAAGCUGGUGGAUCCCUCCAAGAAUCUCCAGGAGAACAUCUGCUCUCGUCAUGAUGAGGUGAUGAAGAUGUUCUGUCGUAAUGAUCAGCAGAGUAUCUGUUAUCUCUGCUCUGUGGAGGAACAUAAAGGCCACGACACAGUCUCAGCUGCAGCAGAAAGGACUAAGAGGCAGAGAGAGGUGGAGGUGAGACGACAAAACAUCCAGCAGAUGAUCCAGGACAAAGAGAAAGAUGUGAAGCUGCUUCAACAGGAGCUGAAGGCCAUCGCUCACUCUGCUGAUAAAACAGUGAAGGACAGUCAGGAGAUGUUCACUGAGAUGAUCCGUCUCCUCCACAAAAGCAGCUCUGAUGUGGAGCAGCAGGUCAGAUCCCAGCAGGAAACUGAAGAGAGUCGAGUCAAAGAGGUUCAGGAGAAGCUGGAGCAGGAGAUCACUGAGCUGAAGAGGAAAGACGCUGAGCUGAAGCAACUCUCAGACACAGAGGAUCACAACCAGAUUCUACACAACUACCCGUCACCGUCACUACUCAGUCAAUCUACACACUCAUCCAGCAUCAAUAUCCGUCCUCUGAGAAACUUUGAGGACGUGAAAGCAGCUGUGACAGAGCUCAGAAAGAAACUAGAGGACGUUCUGAGAGAGACAAGGACAAACAUCUCAAUGACAGUGACUGAAGUGGAUGUUGUACUGUCACAACCAGAACCGAAGACCAGAGAUGAAUUCUUAAAAUAUUCAUGUGAAAUCACACUGGAUCCAAACACAGCACACAUAAAUCUGGGACUGACUGAGGGAAACAGAAAAGCAACAUUCAUAUUAUUACAACAGUCUUAUCCUGAUCAUCCAGAAAGAUUCACUGAUUGUUAUCAGGUCCUGAGUAGAGAGAGUCUGACUGGACGUUGUUACUGGGAGGUGGAUAGGAGUGGGAUUGUUGGUGUAGCAGUCACAUACAAGAAUAUCAGCAGAUCAGGAAAAGAAAGUGAAUUUGGACGUAAUGACAAGUCUUGGGCAUCAGAGUAUUUCCUCACCAGUGCAUUUUGGUACAACAACAUCAAAACCUCCAUCUCUGGUCCUCGUUCCUCCAUAAUAGGAGUGUACCUGGAUCACAGAGCAGGUAUUCUGUCUUUCUACAGCGUCUCUGAAACCAUGACUCUCCUCCACAGAGUCCAGACCACAUUCACUCAGCCGCUCUAUGCUGGACUCUGGGUUGGUUUGUUCUCAAGUGCUGAGUUGAUUAAAAUGAAGUAGACAGAGGUAACUUCAGGACCAGAGAGUUAAAUCCUGUGUUUCUCUUCAUCAACUUGUUUUCUCUCCAUGUUUGUUGCUGAGAGUUCAUUGUUGUGGUGUUUCUGCUCAGAGAUCAGCUGUCAGUCAAACAUCAUGGCUGCUACCUUGACAUGUUUAGUAGUCGUUCUCUGGAUGUUUCAUCACUUUCGUUAGGUGGAGCUCUUUCCUGUGUCUGUUUAGCCGUGAAGGAUAUCACUGCUCAUGAUGACUUUUAUUUUCAUGACAAUCUAAACUUAUCUGAGCUCUAAAUCUGAUAAAUAUCUGUAAUUAUGUAUUUGUUUUGUUGUUGUUUCUCUUCCACUUCAUAUCAGAGGAAUCAGCAGACCUUCCUCUAUCACUGAUAUGUUGUUGAUCUCUUUGUACAGAAAGAAAUCUAUGAUUACAUUUACAUUAAUGUUUUUGGUUGUUUUUGUUAACUUACAUCAGAGAUUUGUACAAAUUCAGUUUUAUAAAACUGGAAUCAUCAUGGUGACUAUUGAACAAAUGAAUUGUUUUUUGUUCUUUCCCAUAACUGAGAUUCUUGGUGAAGCAGACUGAUUGUGCUGAUUUUAACCAGUUUAAUGUGUGAACGAACUGAAGGUUUAGAUAAUGAAUAAAGGGUUUUCACCAAGAGGAA